AUGACCUUGGAGCCGCCACCGACCUACUCGCAACAAGUGCCCGGUCUCGACGGUCCACCUGACGAUGGAACCCGAGCCAUCGAGGCCCAAAUUCUGAUCGUCCCGACGGCGAAUGCGAUCAGCUUCCAGACAGGAUAUCUGGGCGCGGAGGGGGAGCGCGCGGCGAUCGAAGGAGAGUUGCAGCUGAAAUGCGCCGACAACUUCGAAUGGGACAAAGUGACCAUGUCUCUACGUACCGUGGAAUCGGCUUAUGGCGCGGACAUCGAGCUGGCCAAUACCGAGGUCGUGCUUUUCCCUGGAUCCAGAGAACACGCCUCCCGCUCGAGCUUUCCGUUCUCUAUCCCUCUGCCCCCAGAUACUCCUCAGUGCAUACACGCAACCUACUCUUCAGUCACCCAUACCCUGUCUGCGGUGGUAUCUCUCGGCGACUCUCCCAUCCUCUCCAGAUCUCUCACCGUCCAUACCCGACAAUACACCGCCCAUCCAUAUACCUUGGAUAGCGCUCCUGAGACAAGAGUACUGGAAGAUCCCACUCGUAUUGAAGUCCAGGUUCCUCGGACGACGUUCACGGUCGGCGAGCCCAUACCUAUCUAUAUCACCGUACCUGCACCCGACAGGGAACUGGUCGUCGAGCAAGGGCUGCGGCUCCGUAACAUCCGGGCGGAACUAGUUCGACUCAUCAAGGUCGACAGAAGCGAUGGUCAAGACGAUGAUAUUGAGAUCAGUUCCGACUACGACUUUGAACUACUGUCUGUUCCAGCCAGUGACGAGGCGGACGACGCUGGACCUUCCCCAUCUCUCCCUGCGCAAAAGGGGUCUGACCCUUCAUCCUCCGGGGAAGGCGUGGACUUCAGGACGUUCACAGGAGUGCAUGGAGAGAAGAAGGUGGUAGCUUUAUCCGGUGCAUCCUGUCGGUUACAUCCAACUCGUCCCAUACGCAUUCGCCUAGUUCUCCAUAGGCCAUCGGAUUCACCUAUCGCUCUGUCAAGUGAGAAUUUGCCAGCAGCAGAUCAAUACACUGCGGAUACCGCGCUGGACUGCGCUUCUAUUUCGCAGACCACCAUACUACACCGAGUAUCGUUCAUGCUGCGUGCUCGUGUCACCUUCAUGAACAUGGCCAACCACACAGAACGUGUCUCCAUUGUGUCUAUUCCCAUCAUAAUGCUUCCUCCCGCUGCUCCCCUUCCCGAGGUCGAGCAGUCGAUGGAUGCUGCUUACCACAAGAAACACGAUCGACCGCCUGCUAGGACCGUUAGGAUGGAAGACACGGAUGCGCCACACUAUGACGACACGGAGGCAGGACCUAGUUUCUUAGGUGGUGCGCCUCCUCCGUUUGAAGAACGGGAAGCACCCCCACCAUUUUCCUCUGCAGGACCUGAAGCCUCGACGUCAUCCAGAUUGCCCACCUUCUUAGAAUCCGAGACGGAUAUAUAUGUUCCUUCAAGUGAGGAUCCCUCAAUUGCCCCUCCACCACCGCACAUCCCCGAGCUGGAAAUCGAAGGCGAAGGGACGCUUUUCGGCUUCGCAGUCUCGGAGCAGUUCGACGGCUAUGCAGAAGAUUUAAAUCGCUCAUAUACUCCGCCCCCAACCCUCGAAAUGGCUUCGAGGGAUGCUAAUGUGACCGGGUUGGCUCAUUACGAUGACGGCGUCACGAUUCAGGCGUUGGGACUCGCCCUUGAGCAGCAUGAUGAUGCGACAGGAAGUCAAUUUCCCCCUCCACCACCGCCAAUGGAUGAUCCUUCAGAUCCUCCGCCAUGUAUUGACUCCGCCUUCAGGUCUCCGGGAGACACUCGUCAAGGACCGCCCCCUCAUCCUCUAACUCAGCCUCUUGUCCUCACUACGUCUCGGGUGACCGACGAUGCGGCGCAUUCCUCACCUUCCGAUGCUCAAACAGAAUCGCAUGGACAUGCCCCACCUCCUUACCGCACACCUGAUAAUGGAGUUGAUCACGAGCACGAGCAUGUUGUUCGACCCCCUCCAUACGUUGACCUAAUACCGCAUCCUCACCACGCAUAG
Molecule: messenger RNA, 2016 nt
Organism: Sparassis crispa
Lineage: Eukaryota; Fungi; Basidiomycota; Agaricomycetes; Polyporales; Sparassidaceae
Exons: 2
Coding region: 1-2016 (671 amino acids)
Source: RefSeq, a predicted model, not a curated record